Molecule: messenger RNA, 1960 nt
Organism: Mangifera indica (mango)
Lineage: Eukaryota; Viridiplantae; Streptophyta; Magnoliopsida; Sapindales; Anacardiaceae
Product: abscisic acid 8'-hydroxylase CYP707A1-like
Exons: 9
Coding region: 253-1683 (476 amino acids)
Biological process (GO): sterol metabolic process
Molecular function (GO): (+)-abscisic acid 8'-hydroxylase activity; heme binding; iron ion binding
Source: RefSeq, a predicted model, not a curated record
UUGGAUAUGUUUGAAUGAGAACUGAGAACCAUGGAUGGAGAAAAUUGCCCGUGAAUGAAUCUUACUGUAUGUUCAUACUGCGCCAACAAUUUGAACUGACCUAUACAUUUGUCCCUUACCUUUAUCCUUCUCUCUAUAAAGCACCGGUUUCUCCAUCCAGUGACUGGAGACACCACAGAGCAAAUCUUUCAUUUAACCUCGAGCUAACUCACUCACUCACCUGUGACAAAGAGAGAGCUGGAAGACGGAGAGAUGGUUGGAAUUUUGGUUUGCGUUUUUGUGUUUCUCUUAUCUGUAACAUCAUAUUUAUCUCUAAGGAGGGACAAGAGGAAGCUACAAAAAGGAGCGAAGCUUCCUCCAGGCUCAAUGGGAUGGCCUUUCAUUGGAGAGACUCUGCAACUCUAUUCUCAAGACCCUAAUGUCUUCUUUGAUUCCAAACAAAAGAGGUAUGGAGAAAUUUUCAAGACUCAUAUUCUUGGCUGCCCAUGUGUUAUGUUGGCUAGCCCUGAGGCUGCUCGCUUUGUAUUGGUAACACAAGCUCAUUUGUUCAAACCCACGUAUCCAAAGAGCAAAGAACGUUUGAUCGGUCCCUCUGCACUCUUUUUUCACCAGGGAGACUACCAUCUUCGCAUAAGGAAGCUGAUUCAAGGCUCCUUGAGCCUUGGUGCAAUUCGUAACCUGGUUUCGCAUAUUGAGACGGCAGCAGCCUCCGCCCUGGACUCGUGGGACGGCGGGCGAGUCAUUAACACCUUUCAGGAAAUGAAAAAGUUUUCUUUUGAAGUUGGUAUACUAGCUAUUUUCGGGCAUUUGAAGGGCCAUUACAGAGAAGAGCUUAAGAAAAACUACGGCAUACUUGAUAAAGGCUAUAAUUCAUUUCCCACAAAUAUCCCUGGAACCCCUUACAAAAAGGCCUUACAGGCAAGAAAAAGGCUAAGUGGAAUACUGAGUGAUAUUAUUCGUGAAAGGAAGGAGAAUGGAUUGCUUGAAAAGGAUCUCUUGGGCUGUCUGUUGAACUCCAAAGAUGAAAAGGGAGAAGAAGCACUUACUGAUGACAAAAUCGCAGAUAACAUAAUCGGAGUGCUUUUUGCUGCUCAAGAUACUACUGCUAGUGCAAUGACAUGGAUUGUCAAGUACCUCCAUGACAACCCGAAACUUCUAGAGGCUGUAAAGGCUGAACAGAAGGCCAUCCGCAAAGUAAAUGAAGAAGGUAAUCAACCGUUGAGCUGGUCUCAAACUAGAAAUAUGCCACUCACUAAUAAGGUCAUAUUAGAGAGUCUGAGAAUGGCAAGCAUUAUAUCUUUCACCUUCAGAGAAGCAGUGGCUGAUGUAGAAUACAAGGGGUACCUGAUUCCAAAAGGAUGGAAAGCGAUGCCUUUGUUCAGGAACAAUCACCACAAUCCUGAAUUUUUUACUGAUCCUCAAAAAUUUGAUCCUUCAAGAUUUGAGGUUGCGCCAAAGCCCAACACAUUUAUGCCAUUUGGAAGUGGAGUACAUUCCUGUCCUGGAAAUGAGCUUGCCAAGCUGGAGAUGCUUGUGAUGACCCACCAUUUGGUCUCCAAAUUCAGGUGGGAAGUGAUUGGAUCCGAAAAUGGGAUUCAGUAUGGUCCAUUCCCAAUCCCUCAACAAGGGCUUCCUGCCAGAUUUGAAAAGAAUCUACAAGCUGAAAGGAAACACAGUGCAUAAUAAUAGUUGAGAUGCAAUACAGCUCUAGAAUUUAGCCUCCACCAUUACUCUAUUUUAUCUGCCAAGCAAUAUUCAUUGUAUUAAAAAAACUAGAUCAUCCCCUUCAAGCAUAUGGAGAUAGAGGAUGCUGCCUUUUCUCUUUUUAUUUAUUUUUUUAUCUUAUCCUGUUGUCGAAUCUCUUUCACCAGUGCAACCGGCACUUCGGAUUCUCUUAAUUAAUAUGUGCAAUGUAUAAUGAAAGAAAAGGUUCUAAUGGACCAAGCCAAUGUUAUACCAA